AUGGUCCUCCAAUCUUUUAUCUUUCGCAGGCAUCUUUACCAGCCAUCUGUCACCCAUUCAGGCGGCAAAGGAGCCCUCAUGCCAGGCCUGGGCGUAGAGAUCCGACGCGCGAACCCGGGAGACGUCGCGGGCGUGAGGGCGUUCUGUGGGACAAUGCAAAAGACAGCGGCGAGGGAGGAAAUUGGCAUCCAUCUGCGCUCGUUCCUCGUUCACCCUUUCUUCGCCAUACUCAUGCUUCUCACUGUCUCCGUCUUGGAGUGGAGAUUUCAGACGCCCCUCGAGAUCACUGCCUGCGCUAGUCUGCUCCUCGUGAGCGCCGAAGAAGGCCUUCGGUUCUGGAUCUUCUGGCGGAGGUUCCGGCACGUGUUCGGGGAGGGGGCCGACCUCAAAGACCUCGGGCUCUUCUACUCCCACCCGCGCAGGUUAUUUCUAGUUGCUGUGAUUAAUAACGAAGUAGCAGGGACCGUUGCCGCGAGGGAAACGGACAGCCUCACUUCUGCUAAAUUAUGGCGGAUGUUUGUCCACCCGAGAUUUCGGAAGAUGGGAUUAGCUUCAAGGCUCAUAUCCGCAUGUCACGAAGAAUGCGCAAGACUAGGCUAUACAAGUGUCGUUCUGCGAACUCAUGUGACAAAUUUCAAAGCAAGAAAGUGUUACGAAAAAGCUGGAUAUGUCUGCACUGGAAAGAAUAAUUUCGCUAGACUUUAUCCUCAUUCAUUUGAUGUUGUGCAUUACUUGUUUAACAUAAGUGACGCAAAUGUAAUAAAUAAUCAGGUAAAUUAGUGCUUUUUUUAGUAAUAUACUUCUCUCGGGUCAUCGCCCGUCUGUAAUUCUGGCACAUGUAUACAUAAUGAUCAUGAGAAAGUAUUCUUUGUAGAAGCAACGGCUGUCACACAAAUGUGUGUUUUCGACUUGUGCUUGAGGUAUUUUGGGAAAAUGUAUUCAGAUAAGGGAGACAGCAUAGUGCACAAUUAUAAAGUACAUGUACAAAGAGUAUAAAAUCAACAAAUAAUAAUCAGUCUAAUUUCAUUAGUCUUAAAAAACCAAUGUACAUUAUAAUUCUAGGCCCGAAAACAAAAAAGACCAGUGUCCUAAAAUUCGGUGUUGAAUUUCAGCAAAAAUAAUUCACGUAACAUUUUUUCUGCUACUAAUCAAACUGUGUUGCAUUCAUCUAAUUCUUUAUAAGACAUAUUUCUACAUAAUGAAAAUAAUGAAAUAUUUUUACAACGAAAAAACAUUUAAUACGUUUUUUUACUGCAGUGUUUCCUAAAUAAACAUUUCAAAAAGUGUAUAUUUUGCUGAUUAAAUGAUAAAUUGAAGCAUUUACUGCUGUUGAUUUAUAAAUCAUUCUUCCUAAUUUGAAUUCUAAGGUUUUUCCAUAAUUUUAUGACAAAGAUAAAAAUAAAUUAACUUUAUUUGUGACAAUGAUUCUGUAAUCCAUUCACGUCGUUUUUUUCUGUAACUGUAAAAUCUAUUACUUGUACUGAAAAUGGUCUACUAACUUAAGGAAAAUAUAGAAUAGUAAAAGCGGCCAACCUGCAGCUUUCUGUUGCUAUCUACUCAAAAUGCAGCCAUUUGUCGCAGUUUGUCACGCGGUGAUUUAUGAUUUUCAGUGAAUUCGAUUUCGAAACAAUGCUUUUGUAGCGUCCCUAAUGCAUUGGUGGCAUUAGCCUUUGUAACACACACAGCCAAAAUUGUCCAGUUCGGUGAUAGGUUUCUCUCAAAAUUGGCAUUUUUGGCCAUUAAGGGAGUUAAGGGAGAAGAGAGCAUUAUGAUAAAGUAUUGUGGCGAAAACGGCAAAAAAUGAGUCAACGAUUGUACAGACAAGGGGAUGAAGAAAAUGAAAAGGAAAGGAGAAGAAAAGACCAUGCAAUACUAGUUGAGGUGAGGGCUGAGGCCCAAGGAUGGGGUGAUCCCCUACACUGGGCCUCAGUUCCCAUCUCCGAAGGCCCCACGAUAACAACGCGGUGGGGGGGAUAGAUGUAGUGUUCGUAGUGCUGUCAUUUAUGCUAUACGGUUGAUUGUCUUAUUUUAUUUUCAGUUCAUGAUGUUUACGACUUUGGUAAAUGAUAAACAAAAGUAUUAUUGGCUUUAGAACAAGAUAAUGAUGUAAAAUGUAGUUGCUUCAGUUCGCAUCUAAUUCACAGACGUUUUUCAGGGCGGCUAUAUAAGCAUCCUUAACUGCAAUUUAUAUAAUUUUGGCAAAAAAGCUAAUUACCAAAGCUAAUUAUGUUGAUGAUCUGAAAGAGCUGCAGAUUAUUACUAGUAACUGGUAUCUUGUUCGUGCUCAGGGUGGGACAACAGCAACCUAUGUAUAUAUA
Penaeus monodon (black tiger shrimp) is the source of this 2318-nucleotide messenger RNA. RefSeq lists its product as uncharacterized. The coding region runs from base 1 to 780 and encodes 259 amino acids. The record is from RefSeq and is a predicted model, not a curated record. Gene Ontology annotation, molecular function: N-acetyltransferase activity. Lineage: Eukaryota; Metazoa; Arthropoda; Malacostraca; Decapoda; Penaeidae. The transcript is spliced from 4 exons.